ACGGAGUUGGGGUGGUGACAAAGCUGGCAAAUGAGAGAGUUUUCCUACUUCCUUUUUUCUAUUUUGAUAAAUUUCCUGCUGAACUGGAAAACCCCAGUGUCAAACCCCAGCUUCAUCCAGACAGACAAGCUGCUCUAGAGACUUGAGCUGCACCUGGCAGUAUCUGGUAGAACUUGCCUCCAACUUCAUGUUGCUGUGGCUACAGCUUCUGGUCCUUGCUCCUGUCGGUGUCCAGACGGACUGGCUGAGUAUCAGCAUACCAAACGAUGUCUAUGAAGGAGACCAGGUGGUUAUAAGAUGCUCUGGGGAAACAAAUGACAGGAUAGAGAGACUAAUGUACUACAAGGAUGACUCUCAAAUAUCAACUCACCAUAAUGCCGCAAGCUAUACCAUUUCAAAUGCAAGACCCAGCGACAGCGGUUCCUAUUUCUGUAAGGCAGAUAGGAAAUUAUUCUUUAUUAUAGAUGUGACAGAAAAAACAAGAACUUCAUGGCUCACUGUCCAAGAGCUGUUUCCAGCCCCUGGGCUGACAGCCACACCCACUCGACCCACAGAGGGGAGCUCAGUGACGCUGUCCUGUAACACCAGACUCCCCGCAGCUAGGUCAUCAACCCAGCUUCGCUAUUCCUUCAUCAGAGAUGGCCACACCCUGAAGUCAGACUGGAGCUCAUCGAAGGUUGAGAUCUCAGUGAUACGGAAAGAAGACUCAGGAUAUUACUGGUGUGAGGCAAUGACAGCAUCUCACAGUGUCUCCAAGCAGAGUCACCAAACCUAUAUAGAAGUGCAGAGGGUCCCUGUGUCUCAGGUCUCCAUGGAGACCCAUCCACCAGGGGGCCAGGCGGUUGAGGGGGAGAUGCUGGUCCUUGUCUGCUUUGUGGCUGAAGGCACAGGGGUCAUCACAUUCUCCUGGCACAGAGAAGACACAAAGGACAGUCUGGGGAGGAAAACUCAGCGUUCCCAGAGAGCAGAGCUGGAGAUACCUGUUGUCAGGGGAAGCCAUGGCGGGGGCUUCUACUGUACAGCUGACAACAGCUACGGCCCCAUCCAGAGCCAGGUGGUGAACAUCACUGUGAGAGUUCCAGUGUCACAUCCUAUCCUCACAUUCCGUGCUCCUGGGACCCUGGCCUUCAUUGGAGAUGUGGUGGAGCUUCACUGUGAAGACAGGAGAGCGUCUCCCCCAAUUCUGUACUGGUUUUACCAUGAAAAUGUCAUCCUGGGGAACACCUCAGCACCUUUUGGAGGAGGAGCAUCCUUCAACUUCUCCCUGACUUCAAAACAUUCUGGAAACUACUCCUGUAAAGCUGACAAUGGUCUGGGGGCCCAGCACAGUGAGCUGGUGAUACUCAGCGUCACAGAUACUCCUCCCAAAGUUCGUUUGAUGAAUGGUCCCCACCGCUGCGAAGGGCGGGUGGAGGUGGAACAGGAAGGUCGCUGGGGUACUGUGUGUGAUGACGGCUGGGACAUGAAGGAUGUGACGGUGGUGUGUCGGGAGCUGGGCUGCGGAGCAGGCAAACACACACCUGCAGGCAUGUUGUAUCUACCAUUGGCAGAAAAGGCCCAGCCUGUGCUCAUUCAGGUGGCCCUGUGCAACGGGACCGAAGAGGCACUGGCUGAAUGUGAGCAGAUUGAGGUCUUUGACUGUGGACAUGAUGAGGAUGCAGGGGCUGUGUGUGAAGGUAGUUAGGGGCAGAUGGGAACUGUGGACUGACCCAGCUUCUUUCUGAGGCUGCCACCUCCAUAGGUGACUCACUAUUGCCCCCUCCCUCACCAUUCUCCAGUCGCAUGUGAUCAGGGCAAAACUAUAAGUUCACAUUGUCCAGAGUCAGAAAGGCAUCUCCUGUGUCUCAUAUUAUUACUGCUUUUCUGUCAUCUUAUAAAACAACCCAUUAAUAUUUUUACAGGUGUGGAUUGGGGCAUAAGGCCAAGAAAAUAAUUAUGAAGCCAUAGGGUGAUGUGGUCUGAGUGAUUCUCAUCAAGGUUUACAUUGUUCUGUAAACUCUUCAGUUCUUCUGAGCGCUGUCCUAAACAACUCCGUUCAUCAAAAUAAAGCCCUGAAUUCUAGUGGGAGAGGAUGGGGAUUGGGGGACUUGUCGGAAAGACACUGGGUCUGCCAAGUAAGUCAAGCCAUAAACCAUAAAGGAUAAAACUCAUUGAGGGUGAAAAUAAAAUGAAGAAAUUUUGGGACCUCUGAAGGUCCCAACACGUCCAUACAGCCAGUGCCUAGAGUGGAAACCAGGGAGACUGUUCUCUCCAGUCCCAGUGCAAGGCCUCCGUGGAACCCUGUGAUCCUAUAAGCCAGAAGUAUAGGAAUAGCCUUUCAGAGGUCCUGAGAAGAAAAACCUUUAGGUCCAGUGGCCCAUGCCCACUUUGAGGAACUGAGGUUAGUUCAGGAAAAUGGAGUCAGUAUUGGGCACUGGAAAGGUUCUGGAACAUGGAGUCCACUGUGCAGAGUUCGAAGUUCACCUUUCUCAACUACCAGCCAUAUAAGUAGCAGACUUCUCUGAAGCUCAUUAUCUUUGUCAUAAAGUGGAAUAAUGUUUAGUCCAACUUCCUCACCCUGUCAGGGUAAAAUCAAACAGCACACACUCAAAGACAUUUUGUGAAGGACCAAAUCUGGGAAGUUCAAGGGCUGAUUCGGGGUGGUCUGGAUGAGGGAGUGGGUCUGAGGUACACGCUGGCCUCCAUCAUCCUGGGUCUUACCUCUUGGAAGAUCCCUUGGGUUUUUCUGGAAGACCUUUCCUGGAUCUCUCCCUCCUGGUCCUCUUGUUCUCUUUUAUCUACAGUAAUUCCUGAACAUAUGGAGACUGGUGACAGCAGGCCUCAGAGGCCUGGAUAGUCCCACAACUCCCAAUGGCUUUAACACUUGCCUGCAGCUCACCCCUUCAGCUGGACUCUAAACACUGCUCUCCUGAGCCAGAGUCCCACCUGGCUACCUUAAGGGCAUAAUCCAACUCCCAAAGAGACCAAACUUGGUAUAAUUGUUUGCCCACAUUGGCAUCUUGUCUAGGUUCCCACCUUCCUAGCCUCCCUCAGAUCUGCUGGAGGAUCCCAGUGCUGUUUCCUGGGCAGAUGUAUCAGCCUGAGAUGGAACAAACAAGGAAUAAAAGUGAGGUAGGCUGGGUUCCAAGUCUGAUAGAAACAGACGUAUCAGCCAAAUUUCUAUUAUUCAGAAGUAACUGCUGUUCUGGUACUUGCAAAAAGUUUUUUAAAAUAUGUUACUAUAUAUAAAUUAAUACAUAUUUGAAAGUAUUGUUCUGUAAACUGCACAAUACUUUUUUUUUUUUUUGCCGUAUUGGGGAUUGAACUCAGGGCCUUAUGCUUGCAAGGCAAGCACUCUACCAGCUGAGCUAUCUCCCCAGCCCAUUACUUUUUAUACUACUUAUUAGAUUUAGCAAUGUAGAUACUGGGAAAUAAUCCCUAUAAGCAGCACUUAUGUUGACCCAAGAUGCUCCCUGAGCAUGACCCUUGCCCCACUCAUCAGACAAGCUUCCUAUGAAAUUGGGCAAAUUGACCCCAUUUUUUUUGGAAAUAACUAGCUAAGAUAUUCCUGGCCUCUUUAUUUUGAGCUCAUUUUUUUUUUUAAUU
Molecule: messenger RNA, 3585 nt
Organism: Sciurus carolinensis (gray squirrel)
Lineage: Eukaryota; Metazoa; Chordata; Mammalia; Rodentia; Sciuridae
Product: Fc receptor-like protein 2
Exons: 7
Coding region: 188-1684 (498 amino acids)
Biological process (GO): cell surface receptor signaling pathway
Cellular component (GO): membrane
Molecular function (GO): transmembrane signaling receptor activity
Source: RefSeq, a predicted model, not a curated record